Molecule: messenger RNA, 1513 nt
Organism: Megalops cyprinoides (Indo-Pacific tarpon)
Lineage: Eukaryota; Metazoa; Chordata; Actinopteri; Elopiformes; Megalopidae
Exons: 3
Coding region: 118-1122 (334 amino acids)
Source: RefSeq, a predicted model, not a curated record
CCUCAGUUUCAUUUUCUGUGUCUGAAGGCUUCCAGGCCUGCCCUGGCAGGGGUCGCUGUGUCACACCGACUCACAGACACCAGCCUCCUGCCUCACCUCCCUCUCACUGCCUUAAGAAUGGGGCUGGCGCCCUCCACAGAGGAGAAGCUUCAGUUCCGGGAGGCAGUGGGAGCUCACAUCUAUGAGGCCAUGGAGAGGAACGGCGCCCUGCCGGACGUGGGCAUUGACCGCUCCCUGCUGGAUAACUCCGGCCUGGCCUCCAGGGCGGCGAUGCAGGACUACUUCAAGCAGCUGAAAAAGCACGUCGACGGCAAGGCGCCGGCCUACCUGAAGGAGCUGAUGGGCAAGCUGGCUUCCUUCACAGACGAGCCCAAGAUAACUGGCCUGCUGACCCUGGUGAUCUUCAUGGUGAUCGAGACGGCCUACGCCUCCUCCAGGCGGUCCCCACAGGGCGCAGUAGCGGCCGCGACGGCUGAGGAGAGGCUGUCCGAGCUGCAGAACCUGAUGGAGGAGUACCUGAAGCGCCACCGGAUGCACCUGUCGGACGUGCGGAAGCUGAGGGAGGACACGGAGCGCCUGGAGGCCCAGGUGAGCUUCCAGCUGACGCAGAUCAAGAACGCCAUGCUGAGGGAUGGCCACAUGAGCUCCAGGACGCUCAAGUACUGGGUGAACGGAGUCGCAUUCCACGUACAGAUGCUGAUCCACCUGGCCCGGCUGGACCGGCAGGGCGGGGAGGCCGUCCGAGCCGCCAUCAGCACGUACCAGGAGGACCUGCUGGAGCUGCUGCCCAAGUAUCAGCAGUACAAAGCCGCCACCAUUGACAUCUCAAAGCGCAGGGAGCUGCGAAUGGUAGAGGACAUGUCGGUGGAAGGGUCCGUGACGGGGUACAGUGUUCACGACAAAGAGCUUGGGAAGUCUGUCAGCGUGCCGCUGCCGGAUGACACGCCCCCUGCCUGCACCCUGCUGGACACCUCCUUCUGCACGCAGGCGUACCUGGAGCACAUGAUCACACACCACGGGCAGAUCGCCGAAAUCAAGGCGUACCUCUCCGAGACCCUGGGAAACCUUCACGCGCUUAUUGAUCAAAAUAAUGACUACCCGCCGCCUACCAGCAGCUCUUGAAUGAGAUCGGAGCUGACCUGAGGGGGGGUAAACUUGCCUGAAAGCCUUGCGUUGCCCCCAUGCAGAAUGAUACCUCCCCUUCUGCAGUCUGAUAGAUGGGUUCCCGCUGCCUGUCGCUAUCAAAAAACACAGCUGCGCAGGAGAUUAAUGGAUUUGUCUCGGCUGAUUUGAUUCACCAAGUGCUGCGUGUGCAGUCUUGUGUUGCUCCUGAAAAGGAGGGGAUGAAGCCCCAAGAUAAACGUCGGUAAGAGACGGUAACAACGCUGCCCUUCCUGUCUGAUCCCCAGGAUGGGACUGGUCAACAGCACAGCAUUACAGUGAAACACAGCACAUCUAAUAUCUGAAACCAGCUGAUUGAGGCUGUCAGCUGCUGAGUGAAAGAUCAAAUGGA